AUGUCAAAGUUUUUCCAACGUGGAAGUUCGGAUUCCGAGUCCGAAUCUAGCGAUGACGAGGUGCAGGAGCUUAAAACAAAAACUAAAACCGACUUCCGCGAUGACCUCGAUUUCAUGGCUGAAGGAGAGGACGACCAAAAAAGAGUUGUUCGUGCCCAGAAAGACAAAAAGUUUGAUGAAUUGAAAACAAUUAUCAAGCAAAACAGAGAUGCUCGUGGAAAUAAAGAUCUUAAUAAACUUCUUACUGGUUUUGAUUCUCUCAUAAAAUCUUUUGACAAAUCAAAGGCUGUUUUUCAACGUCAAAACGUUGGAACUCCUCGAUUUUAUAUCAGAUCUAUAGUCGAGAUAGAAGAUUAUGUGAAUGCAUUGUGGGAAGACAAGGAAGCAAGAGCUGCUCUCUCCAAAAACAACGCUAAGGCACUUCCAGCCCUUCGUCAAAGAGUGAAGAAGUACGUCAAAGAACUUGCCAAUGUGGUAGCCGAUUACCGUUCCAAUCCUGAUGAGGAUGGUUAUGAAACUCCCGAGGAAGAGAGCGAUGAUUCGGAUACUGAUGGCAUGAGCGACUCUAGCUGGUCGUCUGAACCUGAUACUUCCGGAAGCGACUCUGAUGAGGAUGACGUCACAAAGAUGGAGCAACUUCGCCGUUAUUUCCUCAAGAAAGAAUUUAGAAAUAAGGAAGAUGGAAAGAGUGAAAAGAAGGAGAAGAAAGGACGAGCUCCGCGUAAGGGUCCGAAGCAGGUUGCCGAGGAUGAUGAUGACGAUGAUUGGACGCCAGUUACUCGUGAAAAGACUGUUGUUCUCUUCGAUCCAAAGGAGGAGGUCACUCAUGAUGUGAUGAUCAAGAAAUUGAACGAAAUCCUUGCUGUGCGUGGUCGUAUCAACACUGAUAGAAACAACUACGUGUCGAACCUUGAAAAGAUUCUUGAAGUCGCCGUUGAGAAACAACUCGGUGAUGGAAUUUGGGUGAAGAUCACUUUUUGCAUCAUUUCUGCUCUUUUCGAACUUAACACAAAGAUAAACGACUAUAUGCAAUAUGAAGUUUUCAUGAAGACGUUGUCGACUAUUAAUGGACUUCUCGAUGUCCUUAUUGCCAAGGAUAACAUCAAGCUAUCGGUCAACUAUGCGGAAGAGGAUGAGAAUCUUAAAGAUGAAACCAAAGAUUACAAGAUUCAAGGCAGCGUGCUUGUUGCCAUUCAAAGAUUGGACACUGAACUCGCAAAGAUUCUUCAAAACGCCGAUUGUCACUCUAAUGAUUAUAUCGAGAAACUUCGCGCUGAAAAGGAUAUGUGUCUUUUGAUCGAGAAGGCUGAGAAGUUCGUCGAUUUGCGCAACUCUGAGAAUCUCUUCGAUAAGCAGGAGGUUGCUAAGCUCUACAUGAUGAGAAUCGAGCAUCUUUACUACAAAUACAAAGAUCAAUGCGACUACGAUGGAGACGUUGGACAAAAGAUGGAUUAUUUGUGCAAAAAAAUCUACGCAACUGAUGACGAAAAACGCCUCAGACAACGUGCUAUGCUCUGCCAUGUGUAUUGGCUUGCUCUCCAUGACGAAUGGCAUCGUGCUAGAGAUUUACUCCUCAUGAGUCAUAUGCAAGCCAUUGUUGAUCAUUCUGAUGCUGAUACUCAGAUUCUUUACAAUCGAACUAUUUGCCAACUUGGUCUUUGCGCUUUCCGUCAAGGAUUCAUUAGAGAAGCACAUCAAGGUCUUUCUGAAAUUCAGAAUACCCAACGCGCCAAAGAACUUCUUGCUCAAGCUGUUGGAAUGCGCCAAUAUGAGAAGACUCCGGAGCAGGAACGUUUGGAGCGAUCUCGUCAAAUUCCAUAUCACAUGCAUAUCAAUGUUGAACUUAUGGAAUGCGUGUAUUUGAUUUGCUCGAUGCUUCUUGAAAUUCCGCACAUGGCCAGCUGCGAGUUUGAAAUGCGCCGAAGAAUGUUGAGCAGAAGCUUCCACUAUCAAUUGAAGCAGAGCGAAAAGGCUUCGCUCACUGGACCCCCCGAGAACACUCGUGAACACGUGGUUGCUGCUUCGAAGGCCAUGCUUGGAGGAGAUUGGAAGAAGUGCCGUGACUACAUUGUGAAUGAUAAAAUGAACCAAAAGGUUUGGAACUUGUUCUAUCAUCCGGAACCAGUAAAGGAGAUGGUUGUUAGAAGAAUUCAAGAGGAGUCGUUGAGAACGUAUCUUCUUACUUAUUCUACUGUCUACUCAACGGUUUCUCUAAAUAAGCUUUCCGCUUUAUUCGAGCUUACCAAGAAGGAUGUUCAUAGUAUCAUCAGCAAGAUGAUUAUCCAGGAAGAACUUUCUGCAACUCUUGAUGAGCCUACUGAAUGCCUGAUUAUGCACCGUGUUGAACCGUCGAGACUUCAAAUGCUCGCUCUCAACUUGUCCGAUAAACUCCAAUCGCUGGCUGAGAACAAUGAGCAAAUUCUUGAGCCGAGAACUGGACGUGGUGGCUAUUCUGGACCUGGUUCGUGGUUUCCAGGAAGGAACGAGCGCCAAGGAGACAAACAGAAAGGAUCUGGAAGCUACCAAGGAGACCGACGAGGAGGAGCCGGAGCUGACCGAAAGGGAGGAGCUUGGGGUGGCGCUGGCAAUCAGCAACGUCGGCAUACUCAAAAGGCUCGCGCUUUCUAG
Molecule: messenger RNA, 2628 nt
Organism: Caenorhabditis bovis
Lineage: Eukaryota; Metazoa; Nematoda; Chromadorea; Rhabditida; Rhabditidae
Source: the annotation of a GenBank genome assembly